AUUGUUUUGUUUUGUUUAUCUACCUGUUGCCCAUUCUGCAUGAUCGCUUCAGACUUUAGCUCGAUGAAGCCGACACAUCAUUCAUCCGUUUCACUUCGGGUAAAUUUUGGAGCAUAAUUUGGGGCUUGAUGGAGGCCGUUUGUGACCCCAAGGUGUCGAAGAAUCCAUCUGUGAUGGAGAAAGGAUAUGGGGAAUUUGGGUGCUCCCACUACAGAAGAAGGUGCAAGAUCAGGGCUCCUUGUUGCAAUGAAAUUUUCGACUGCAGACACUGUCAUAAUGAAUCCAAGAACUCAAUGGAAGUUGAUCUUUUUCAUCGUCACGAGGUUCCUCGCCAUGACAUAAAAAGGGUUAUUUGUUCCUUGUGUGACAUGGAACAAGAUGUUCGACAGCAUUGCAUAAACUGUGGGGUUUGUAUGGGAAAGUACUUUUGUUCGAAAUGCAACUUCUUCGAUGAUGAUGUCUUGAAAAAUCAGUACCAUUGCGAUGAAUGCGGUAUCUGCAGAACUGGUGGUGCCGAGAAUUUUUUCCAUUGUAAUAAAUGCGAAUGUUGCUAUUCUAUGAUCUUGAAGAACUCGCACAGUUGUGUUGAAAAAGCUAUGCACCAUAAUUGCGCUGUUUGCUUCGAGUUUCUCUUUGACACGAUAAAAGACAUAGCUGUCUUACCAUGUGGCCACACGAUACAUUUGGAAUGUGUGAAAGAGAUGGAACGACAUUUCCGGUAUUCAUGUCCCGUUUGCUCAAAAUCGUAUAGUGAUAUGUCCCGAGCGUGGGAAAGACUUGACCAAGAGAUUGCUUCGACAACGAUGCCUCAGAUUUAUCAGAAUAAAAUGGUUUGGAUUCUCUGUAAUGACUGUGGGGAACAUUCGGAGGUUAAUUUCCACAUCUUGGCGCACAAGUGCCCGAAAUGCAGAUCAUACAACACCAGGCUGACGCGUGGAGGUGCUGCUUCGGGCUCAUCAGAGAUUACGAAAAGAGUUAGAUGAUGAGUUCAUCAAUGUUUAUUUCUUUCGUGCUUUUCGUUUUCUUCUUUUAGUUCCUUCGAUAACUGCCAUGUGAUUUCAUAGGGCAUUAGAGGGUAGCUGGAAGUAGGUUUCUUUCCGUCUUUGCUUACGCCUGUCUCUGUAUGCCAAUCCGCCGUUGAUCCGGAGCUUGCGGAUUGUAUUAGUGGAACAAAUGAAACUUGUAAGAAUGCAGAUGGUACGUACUCAGAUCGUUGCUAGUGCUAAAUAAAUUCCAUAUUGUCUAAGAUGUCGGUUUUGAAUGUCGUAUUUAGGGAUUCGGUUACAGCAGGUAACGAAAUUCUUAGUUUGAUCCAACUGCUAUGCAGCAAUGCAUAGUGAACUAGUAACAUAAAUCUCAGAAUGGGAUAUAAAUACCUCAAGAAUGUAUAAACACACAAACGUCAAAAUCUGGGCUCUCAAUAGAUGCUGCAGGUUUAAUCAGUUCGGGCUGUAAAGUUCAACCUUUCGAUGAUUGAGCGGCCGCACAGGUCUUGCAUUUGCUUCUGCAUACCGAUGAAAUCAUUCAAUCAAACAGAUGUUAGAUUUGCUUCAAGAGAUUGCUCAUUUCAAGAAUGUUCCUGGUUUAGCUAAUUCGAUGUAAGUCGAUUAUUUACUUACAUCGUGGACAGCUAUUCGGAGUACCCGAACUUGGUCUCUUGAUACAGUUCUUAUCUGCAUAGUAUACCGAAUAUGCAUCAGAAUCUCAUUUUCCAGAUAAGAACUUAUUAGAAAUGAUUAGAUUUUUAGUAUUUUUGUUUUACCUCGUUGUCCUUUGUCCAAAUGAUACCUUCACUGCAAGGAGGAACUGUUAAUAAUUAGCUUUUCGAUGUAAGUCAAAUCAUAUGACAUGCCAGAGAAUGUCGCCUGUGUCGGAAUCGGAUCUUUUCGUGCAAGGAAGGUCGGGGUACGAGUAACCAAAAAAGGGGUCAGUUUCGAACACAAACAUGGCAACAACUAAACGUUUACCUUGGUCAGGAAGGCAUCAGAUGCACCACACUUGUAAAGUUGUCCAACAACAGCUAAAUUGUUCAAGUUGUGAUAAUAUAUUUUAUUUCCAGAAUAUCCACACAUGCUAAGCCACCCAUUUGGAAUAAGCAACGUCGACCAUUUGUGUA
Messenger RNA from Hibiscus syriacus, 2116 nucleotides. Its product is annotated as E3 ubiquitin-protein ligase RZFP34-like. NCBI's taxonomy places the organism in Eukaryota, Viridiplantae, Streptophyta, Magnoliopsida, Malvales, Malvaceae. Bases 129 to 983 code for a protein of 284 amino acids. The record is from RefSeq and is a predicted model, not a curated record. Gene Ontology annotation, cellular component: nucleus. The transcript has 13 exons. Gene Ontology annotation, biological process: ubiquitin-dependent protein catabolic process; protein ubiquitination. Gene Ontology annotation, molecular function: zinc ion binding; ubiquitin protein ligase activity.